Molecule: messenger RNA, 4152 nt
Organism: Tilletiaria anomala UBC 951
Lineage: Eukaryota; Fungi; Basidiomycota; Exobasidiomycetes; Georgefischeriales; Tilletiariaceae
Product: P-loop containing nucleoside triphosphate hydrolase protein
Exons: 13
Coding region: 1-4152 (1383 amino acids)
Biological process (GO): transmembrane transport
Cellular component (GO): membrane
Molecular function (GO): ABC-type transporter activity; ATP binding; ATP hydrolysis activity
Source: RefSeq, a predicted model, not a curated record
AUGGGCUGGCUAGGCGGCGAAGCAGUCAUUCCGCGUCUGCUACACACAUACAUGACUCCUAUAAUCCUUUUUGCCAACCGCAGUGGCGGCUUGGAGGCGAAGGACUUGCCAUAUCUGCACGCAGAGCUACGCGCUAUCACGCUCUUCGGCGACAUGCGCGCUUCCUGGCGACACAUGCGGAGCAAAGUGCAUAAGCCUACACCGGCGACGCUGCUCCGGGCUGUGCUGAACACGAUGCGAAGCGAAAUCACAAUUUUGCUCUCGAUCUCGUGGCUCAGUGCGAUGCUUUUCUACGCUCCUGCAUUUUGCAUCAACCGCUUCGUCAGCGUUUUUGAGCAGGGGGAGGCCAACGGCGUGCGCGACGUACGCACAGGUGUCGUCUGGGCCCUCGCCAUGUUCGCAACUAGCUUAACUCAGAACGUCCUCAUGGGCAUCCUCAUGAUGGUCUGCAAUAGUGGGCUCAGGUCGAAGAUCAAGCAACAAAUGACAUCGCUGCUGUUCGAGAAGGCACUCAGGAGGCAAGAGAUAUCUGAUAGCAGCGCAAAUGGCUCCUCGCCCAGCGCCACUGUGGCUGAGGUCGAAAACGGUGGCAACGACAACAACAAUAAGAAAGAUGGAAAGAAAGAGAAGAAGGGUGAGGAGGAUGAAGAAGAAGAGGAGGGCGCCAAAAGGUUUGCAUCCAAAGCUGCCGUCAUGACGCUUGCAUCCAACGACACGGAUCGGAUCGCCAACUUGUCCUUUUACCUCUUCACCAUGUGCGUCGCGCCCAUCGAGAUCAUCGUGGGCUUCAGCUUUGUCUUUUUCCUGCUCGGAUGGGGUGCUGCUGUUGGUCUGGUCUCAUGUCUACUGCUUGUUCCUGUCAUCCAUCUCCUCGCCAAACUCGAUUCUAAGUUCCAGGAUCGACUGAUGAAAACGCGUGAUCAGCGCGUCACUUUCCUCAACGAGGCGAUUGAAGCUAUUCGCAUGAUCAAAUUCUCCGCCUGGGAGACGAAAGUGAUGGACCGCAUUAUGAUCUCCCGUCGGAAGGAGCUGAAGGAGUUGCACAAAGUAUUCCUGUGCGAAGUAGGCAACGAGACCGUCAUGUCCUUCUCACCUAUUCUCGUCAUCAUCAUCGCAUUCUUCUGGUCUAUCCUUGUCGACGGACGCAAGCUCACGCCUUCCAAAGCUUUCACCGCCGUUGCAGCAUUGAACGAGCUGAGGUUCGCGUUGAUCGAAUUGCCGUCGUUGAUCGAGUCUCUCGUUGAGCUCUGGGUUUCACUACGUCGUAUCGUGGCAUUCUUGGAGCUUCCUGAGGUCGAGCUUCCACACGGGGAGGCAGCUGAACCGAUCAAAGAAAUCAGGUUCGAGAAUGCGACCGUCACUUGGCCGGUGCACCCGCCAGAGAGUGGCACACAGCCAGCUGCAGCUCCUGUCACUGACCCUUUUAAGCUGAAAGGGGUCACUACCACCUUCGAAUACGGGAAGAUAAAUCUCAUUUGCGGAAAAGUGGGCUCCGGAAAGAGCAUGAUGCUGCUCGGUCUACUCGGCGAAUUGACACUCGAUGAAGGCAUCAUUGUUGGUCCACGAUCGCAUCCCAAUGCCCUUGGCGGCCCUCUGACUGCACCUGACUUCAUCAAGCCGGAUGAGUGGAUCCGCUCGGACUUGGUGGCAUAUAUUCCGCAAACCGCUUGGCUUGUCAAUGCUAGCUUGCGAGACAACAUUACGUGGGGCUUGCCCAUGGAUGAAAACCGGUACCGCGAAACGCUGCGCGUAUGUGCUCUCCUGCCUGAUCUUGCGAUCCUCGAAGACGGCGACUUGACUGACAUUGGUGAACAGGGCAUUGGUCUGUCGGGAGGACAAAAAACGAGGGUCUGCUUGGCUCGAUGCGUUUACUCUCGAGCCAGCGUACUACUCCUUGACUCUCCUUUGUCAAACGUCGAUGCGCAUACAGCCAGCCAUAUCCACGAAGAACUCUUGAAAGGUCCGCUCUUGGCCAACAGAACGACUAUCUUGGUCUCGCACCAGGUUGCUAUGCUCGCGCCCAGCGCUGCAAAGGUGCUGCUGCUGGAGAAUGGUGAAGUUCGAUACGAUGGCGAUGCAAAAGCCUUUCUUGGUUCAGGUCAUUACGCGGGCCUAUUGGAAGACUUGGAAGAGGAGGCUGAAACGACCGAGCUGCCUGCUCCAGCACAAGCCAAUGAAACCAUCUCUUUGCCUUCCUCCGGAGCCGCGACUCCCACAACUGGUGCUACAUCGGCUGCUACGACCCCCACGACAAGCAAGGCUCCCAGCAUCAACAAAGUCGAUCGCGACGAUCCCAAAGAAGCUGGAGUUCUCAAGCAGACGCGCAAAGUUAUGAGUGAGGAGAGCAAGCAGCGGGGCGCGGUAUCGUGGAAGACGUACAGGUCUUGGAUCGAAGCAGCAGGCGGGUGGCGAUACUUUACUCCAGUACUCGUCCUCUUUUUCAUCUUUGCGGGCUGGGAUGUCGUUGCCAGUCUCUGGCUGAAGGAUCUCAGCGCCGAUGCAAAUCGAGCUUCGCCAACGCGCACGCCCCUCUACUGGUUGACGGGAUACGCGAUACUCCUGUCUAUGACCAGCGUCAUCAAAGCAUUCACGUACUUGACGCUCUACAUGGUCUCACUUGGCGCCUCGAAGCGCUUGUUCCAAACAAUGCUUGUUUCGUGCUUCCGGGCCAAAUUGCGCAUUCAUGACACUAUCCCUAAAGGGCGCUUCCUGAAUCGCUUUUCAUCCGACAUGGAAAAUAACGACCAAUCGCUGCCGACAUUCUUUGCUGCUUUAGUCAGCUGCUUCCUUAGCUUUGUAUUUGGCAUCGUAGCCGUCGUGAUUUCCGGCGGUGCCAACUUGAUUGUGAUUCUAUUUUUCUUGGGACCUUUCAUCUACUAUACUGGCUCUUUGUACCGGACAACUACAAGAGAUGUGCGGCGUCUCGAGGCAAUCUCAAGAUCUCCCAUCACGACUUGCUUCUCUGACCUGCUGUCCGGCGCGGUUGUUGUGCGUGCGUUUGGCUCGUCAGGUCGCAUGAUGGCGGACCUUCUUUCGAAAUCCGACAACAGCACCCGAUUCACAUGGCUGCUUUCACAAACAACCCGCUGGAUGAUUUGCUUGUACCAACUGAGCUCUGCGCUCCUUGUGCUUGCCGGCAGUCUGGCACUGCUUUUCAACCCAAACACGAACAGCGCUGGCGCUGGCUUUGCAACCUCAUUUCUCGUUACGACGGACUUCUUACUAGCCAUGGCACUGCUUUGCACCUCCAAUUUCGAGCAGAAAGCUGUUUCGACAGAGCGCAUUAUUGAGUAUCAAGAACUGCCUCAAGAGCCUCCUACUCACCUACCGCCUGGGCCUCCUCCAUCGUGGCCGAGCGAAGGAUCGGUUGAGAUUGAAGACUUGGAGAUCAAGUAUGCACCGGAGCUGCCUACCAUUUUGGAAGGAAUCUCGCUUGCGAUUCCAGGACGAGCAAAAGUCGGCAUCGUCGGCAAGACUGGGUGUGGUAAAUCGACACUGGCGUCGUGCUUCUUUAGAUUCGUCGAGCCCGUUUCUGGUCGCAUCAAGAUCGACGGGGUAGACAUUUCCACACUAGGACUCGAAGAGCUGCGAUCACGUAUCACGAUUGUCCCGCAAGAUCCUGUCAUUCUCAGCGGGAAGCUACGAGAAGCGGUGGACCCAUUCUAUGACUACUCUGAUGAUGAUGUGAAGGCUGCGCUACAAAAAGUGCAUCUCGUGCCAACGGAUGAGAUCGCAGCAGCUUCCAGUCCAUUCUCAGAUCUCUCCUAUGCUAUUUCGGAAGGUGGAUCCAACCUCAGCGGUGGCGAACGACAGUUGAUUUGUUUGGCGCGCGCACUGCUGGGAUCGUGCAAGCUAGUUUUCUUCGACGAGGCGUCUUCGGCCUUGGAUGCAGAGACUGACGCUGCGAUUGCCGAAACCAUCCGAAAAGCUUUCAUCAAUUCGACGGUUCUGACUAUUGCACAUCGCUUGCGGACGAUAGCAGACUUUGACUACAUCCUUGUCAUGGACAAAGGUCAGGUUCUGGAGUUUGACAAACCCAUCCGGCUGAUUGAUGAUCACAAUAGCCGCUAUCAUAAGCUCUGCAAGGCAGCAGGCAAGGCAGAGUUCCGAGAACUUCGCGAGAUGGCUCUCCGGGCUUCGUCACGAUUAUAG